This is a messenger RNA of Pseudophryne corroboree (corroboree frog), 1229 nucleotides long. RefSeq lists its product as uncharacterized. The transcript has 3 exons. The record is from RefSeq and is a predicted model, not a curated record. The coding region runs from base 159 to 1229 and encodes 356 amino acids. NCBI's taxonomy places the organism in Eukaryota, Metazoa, Chordata, Amphibia, Anura, Myobatrachidae.
GGCUCAUCCUCAUCCUCGUCUCUAUGUACUCCAUCACGUUGACCAACCAUUGAACCAACUGUGCAUCACUCCACACCACAGGCUCCAAAUCAGCAUAUUGAUCCUUCUUUGAUCCUCUUGGCUUGAAUGACCGGAGACCUCAACUUGUCUCAGAAAACAUGCCUACUCUUAAAAGGAAAGUGAAAGAACAUGAAAGAAAAAACAAGGAAAUAGGCAGAAAAUGUUUUAAAAUCAAUCAAAUGUUUUCAGGAAAAAAGAAGAAAAUAAAUGCAGCAGAGUUAGAUCCUGUACCCAGCACCUCUGAUCCUGUACCCAGCACCUCUGAUCCUGUACCCAGCACCUCUGAUCCUGUACCCACAGAUAAUCAAUGCACUUCCCAAGAUAAUUCACUGGCCACAGUUAACACAAAUUGCAGCAAUGUAGAUGACUCGGUAUCGACGUCAUGUAAUGUCAUUGUUAAUGAAAACACCAUAGAUGUGCAUUCUCAAUCCUCCGUCUCUCUUGCCAACUGUUCUCAGAAUUUAGAGUGCGACACCUCACCCCCUAUUAUUUUGGAUGAUGACCUAUCUGAAGAAAGGUGCUCUUCUAAUGAAGAUACAGAUACAAUAAAUGACAUUGGUGCUUCUCCAAAAAAAAAGUCAAAACAUAAAGUUGGUUUCCAAAUAAAAUGGAAAAGAGAGUUUCCGUGGCUUAGUUGUAAAAAAAAUGGUGAAAGAGAAUCUCUACUCUGCAAGCUGUGUUUAAAACAUCUGUUGAACGACACAAAAUACAACAAAUCUCCAUGGAUGAAUAGUGGGAUGAGCACAGUAAGGCGCGAUAAAAUUAAGGAGCAUUCUGUUUCCGAGAUGCACAGGGCGGCAAUGCAAACUGAAAUAAUCUGUUGUAAUGCUGAGGCUUCACAGAACAGAAAAAAUAGACCAGAGUCAGAGGAAUUCAAAGCUGUGGAAUGUGCUAUGAAGUGCCUGGAUUUUCUAAUCCAGCAUAAUGUACCACAUACAACUGUUUUUAAACCAUUUGUUGUUUUCUGUAUAGAAGAAUUAAAGUCUCCAGUUUUAGCCCCUCUGAACAAAUCUAAAAAUGCCUCAUAUACAAGCUACCAAACAAUCAACGAAUUUGUUAAUUCGAGUGCAGUGUUCAAAGAGAGAAAGUUAUCUUGUCUUUACAGAAGAGUCCAUCAUUUUCAGUUAUGUCAGAUGAAACUACUGAUGUCAGCAACAGAAAACACUUAG